Molecule: messenger RNA, 978 nt
Organism: Sporothrix schenckii 1099-18
Lineage: Eukaryota; Fungi; Ascomycota; Sordariomycetes; Ophiostomatales; Ophiostomataceae
Exons: 2
Coding region: 1-978 (325 amino acids)
Source: RefSeq, a predicted model, not a curated record
AUGGCGACCACUGUUGGGGCUCUCAUCAACGAGCACCCAGCAUUUGUCGAUGAAGCUACUGCUAUGAUGCCACAAAGCAAUAAGGCCUGGACACACAGUUAUCUUCCCAUAAAGAAGCUACGUAUGCACACUUACAUGAAUGCCGACAUGUUCACGGUCACGGCCAACUUUGACGUUUUUGCACCGGAGAAUGACGAUGAUGUCCUUCGUAUGCAGCAAGAGGCCCACCGACCGAACGUUAGACGGUACCGACUCUACUCUGAAGAAGAUGGAAUCUCUUGGUUUCAUAACGAGGUGUCUAACGUCUUACUGCCGGCCUUCCACCGAUACCCAAUCGUGACACAGACCAGCCACCAUCCGCCACCACACGGGAGCGAACGGGUGGAUUUCUCUUACAUUGUCCAAGGUCUCGAGGGUGGUCGAGAGAGGCCCAAUAUAGCAAUCGGGGAGUUCAAGAGAAACAUCAUACGCCGAGUCGCGUGGCAGGAAGGAAAUCUAGACUCUGUGCAGUCACAGUUCUCUCGCGAGCUUAGAGGCUACGCACACAAAUACAACUGCCCACAAAUCUUCUGCUUUGACAACACAACCUUUUUGAUGCUACAGUUCCGUAUCUCGAAGCCAGAGGAUAUCUUGACCAACUGCACUGUUGACUGCUGGGUAUUCCCGCGAGACAAUGUCGGUGGCACGCCAAUUCGUUAUGCGUUCUACCGUCUGCUUGUGCAGGGAUUUCGGCGGGUCCAGGGCAUGCGGCGUUUCAAUACGCCCAUCAACAACACCCUUGCCGAGAGCUGCACUUUUUUCUCUGGAAAGCCCCAUUGGCGACUGGCAGAUGGGACCUCUACGAGCAGCCCGUUUGGAUGUACGCGCAAGGUCGACCCAGUCACCGGAGGCGUGUAUUGGUUGGACCAGUCUGGCGAGGAGCUUGUGGAUGACAACGGCAACAGACUUUGGGAUACGGGCCCGUUCUGGUUGGUGUAA